Molecule: messenger RNA, 2794 nt
Organism: Bemisia tabaci
Lineage: Eukaryota; Metazoa; Arthropoda; Insecta; Hemiptera; Aleyrodidae
Source: RefSeq, a predicted model, not a curated record
AAUGUCGAAGUAAACACUAAACAAACUUUAUGAUGGUUUACGAGUGAGAAAGAUAUUAUAUUCUCCGAUUUUUAACGAGUAUAAUUUGUGAAAAAUGGUGAAAAUAAGUGGCUUCGUGACUGUUUAGUGCAUUUAUAAUCUGAGGUGGCUUUUACGUGAGCUUAUAUGUCUCUUUUCAUCAGUAACAAAUCCGUACUCAAAGCCUAACAUUACCCAUCUCUUUGGAGUGAAUAGAUUGUUUUGUUGACCAUCUUUUGUUCAAUUGUUCAUGAUGGAUGUUACCCCCAAAUCCAAACAACCCGGAUCAUUAUUAAAAAGGAGGCCCUCCGGACUUUCAAGUUUCAAUUCAAGAUCAACCAGGACAAAACUCCUCAAACCUGACGACCGCAGCCCCCCAGCAGAAAAGUCGAGAAUUCUGGAGGAAAGUACUGAAUCCAGCGUCUCAGCCUCCGAGCAGCAAUGCACUCCUGUACGACAGUCAGUUUUGAAGAAUGAAAUGAGCCCACAGUAUCCACAUUUGUUCCGAAUAAACGAUGACGACUCUCCAGAGUUCAGAGUCGGAUGGGUUGAUGGAGUUUCAGGAAGUCUACCGAGGAAAGAGAACACCUACCUGGAAUCAUCAAUCACUUGCAGAAGUAUUAUAUCUCAGCACAUGAGAAGACCAACAAAAAGGAUUGCAACCCCACCUCGACUGAAGCAGCAUCUCAAGACUGCAGAUGUAAUGGAGUACAUGGAAUGGACUAAGAAUCUAGUCAUGGAAGCUCAGACUCCUUCACCCAGCGAACUACUUGCAGCCAAUUCAGCUGAGGGUAUCUCGGGCUGUGUCAAGGUAGAAGACGCUGUUACGGUAAAAGAAACUGCAUCCUUGAGCAGGAGGUCACUGCCAGUUUCAACGAUCGGCAUGAAAGAGAAUUUGGAACUGAACCGGAAGUCUCUACCUACGGAAUCCAACUUUUCCAAUUUCUUUGACGACUCAGCCAACGAUGACAUGUUCAUGAAAUGCAGUCAAGCUGUUGAAGAUAGCUUACUCAAAGAUAAACAGACCCACCAAAUUACCUCCUCAAAACUGGUGAACAAUAAUAACAUCGUCUCAGUAAAAGGUGCUCAGCCGAAGCAGCGGCAAUCGAACCCUGCCAGGCCCAAUACGUCGGGACAAGUUCCACAUCAGUCAAAAUCUAAUUGUAUCAGCUCAAACAAAUUCCCUACGUAUAAGUUACCCUCACAAGCAGCGAAUAUUAGUAAUAAAGUACAAAUCCCUGCAACUGCCAGUGUGAAACCUCCACAGCAUGUCUCUGCUACAGCUAGACCGGGUGCAAGUACUGUGAUUCCUUCAAAACUGUCCUCCGAGCAGAACUCAUCGCCCAAUUCUGAACCUCCUGCUUCAUCAAGAGAGCUGCGCACUGACAUCGACCUCCUAGAUGAAGAUGAGGAGUUCCUGACCUCUUUGGACUUGCAAAGCCUGUCGCAAAUGAAUCUCCCCCAAAGUGCAAUUCCCUCAAAUAACAAUUCAAGUGGAGGUUGCAGCGCCGCCCCUAAUCCUUCAAGUAACACAAAUGCUGCAGCUAAAGUCAAUCAAAGUGCCACAGUCUCCGUAGCCAGCCGGAAAAUUGUUUCUCUCCCUGCCAGCUCAAAUAUUUCAAACCGUACCACAAAUCAAAAUCAAAGAGUAACAGCACAUACUGGAAAAAUUUGUACACAAGAAGCCAUUAAAAGAAAGCGUGAGGAAGCGCAAAGGCGUUUGAAAAGUAAAAUGAUGCGGCAUGACACAUUAUAAUUAAGUGUUCUGGGUGAUCAUUUUGCAUAUAUCACAGAGAUUCCAAGUCCGAUCUUUCUGGUAAUGGGCCACCAGACAAUGUAUGACUUUAAGCACUAUGCAACGUAUUAGCUUCUCAAAAUUUAAGAGGAAAAUGGAUCACAUGACGGGAAGUUUGAAAAUCAACAUUUGAACAAAAUAUCGAUGACCAAAGUGUGAAACCUAGUUUUUUUUUCUUUAUUAAUAAAGUAGGUGACUACAAAAAGUAUUAAUCCUGGAAACCUAGUACCUCUCUUGUAGUGUUUCAAAAUUGCGCCUCCUACUUUAAUUUUUUUUAAGUGAAGCAAGCCAACUUAAGUUCAAAAUUUUUGCAGAAUAUUCCUCUAACAGAGAAGAUAAAUCAAGGAAAUUUUCAAGAAAUUGCGUUCACUACCUAGUUUUGUUUUCCAAAGGAACAAUAUUGUGUGGUCAAAAGUCUGCAAGGUCAAAAAUGAAGGUAUGUGGUUUCGAACUUUGGCCAUCAGUACAAGUGUUUACAAUUAACAUUAGUUAAUGAGCAAAAAUAUAAAUGACGUCAUUCGUAUAAUCAGAUUUUCAUUUAAUCUGUGUCGAACAUACUUGUUCAGGAGUUGAUUUUCAAACUUUAGAGUGUGUAAAUUGUUUCCUACGUAAGAUUUUGACAAAAAAUUAGGUGCCUUUUCUCUGGCUCAGAACUUGUCUAGUGGCGCAUUGGACUCUACGAAAGAUGAUUCUUUCGACCUCUUUACUAUGUUUAUUAAAUUCUUUUCUAUAUUUUGUUAAUGUUUUUGUAUGCCUACUAAUUUAUGUAAAACUUGCUUGUUAAGAAUGUCUCAAGCUUGUGAUUGGCUGUACAAGCAGCAAAAAUUUACAUGUAUGUAUUUUCCUGAAACCUUAUUGCAUGAUCAUUUGCAAGAUUUGGUUUGGAAAGCACCUCUUGUAGAUUAUUGUUUAUAUUGUUCUCUAUACAUCAUUCUAGGUGUUCUGAGUUGUUCAUUAAAAUUGAUUCAUUUUCUGUUGGUA